Hylaeus volcanicus is the source of this 834-nucleotide messenger RNA. Its product is annotated as acylphosphatase-2. The record is from RefSeq and is a predicted model, not a curated record. Gene Ontology annotation, molecular function: acylphosphatase activity. The coding region runs from base 251 to 565 and encodes 104 amino acids. NCBI's taxonomy places the organism in Eukaryota, Metazoa, Arthropoda, Insecta, Hymenoptera, Colletidae. The transcript is spliced from 3 exons.
GUCUAUUUGAGGCGUCGCGACGCCGUGGUGCAAUGAUCAGAUCAGAAUCAGUCGGUAGGUCGCAUCACGGGAAAAGGUAAAGUGCCGUCAAAGAGAACGAGAGAAAUACAGUAGUCGCAACCGAGAAGACGAGUAGAAUUUGCAUUCGAUUUGUAUAAACGUCCGUGCGUCCCCGAAGCGUUUCGGAGUUUCACGAGUUAAAUAAGUGACGUGUUUGCAAGGUGAUUAGCUUCAUCUCGCCCUUAAUAGAAUGGCAGCGGACGACCCCCUCCGCAACGAACCUUUAGUUUCCGUCGAGUUCGAGGUCUUUGGCAAGGUGCAGGGUGUAUAUUUUCCAAAGUACGUGAGGGACAUAUGCCAACAACUGGGGAUUUGCGGUUGGGUGAAGAACAGCAAGGCCGGCACGAUACUUGGAAAAAUGCAGGGACCACGCGCGCUCGUCGAUCAAAUGGCACAAUGGUUGACGGAAGUAGGAAGUCCAGGUAGCGAGAUUGAUCGUUGCGAAUUCACCAAUUGGGAAGGCGUUAGUAGGCUACAGUACAAAGGAUUUGUCAUACGUUUUUAAUAAAAUUACGUUUUUUCAACUUGGCGUAUCAUUGGGAAAUGAAUCGACGAUACGCGUUUCUCUAAAACGGACCAAAGCCCACUGAUACAGUUUACAAUUUGCAGAAAUCAAAUUUUCAUUCGCGCAAGAAUAAUAACCUUGCAAUUAUAUAUGCGUAUGGACUAUUUCAAACAAAACUGUUAUAAGAUUGUUAAUAACACGCAGUGCCCGAUUGCUUCGGUAAACUUCGAAAUUGUGACAUUCAAAAGUAUAAUCGUUGAAACCACACG